CUUAAUUUCUACAAUAAAUCAUGAAACAUGUUUUAAGCUCUAUCUAUAUACAUGUACCAAACAAGCUCUUUUCAUUUGCUUCCAUACUACCAAAGAAAAUUCCCCUUCAUAUUGAGCUCAAGAAAGAAACUAGCAAAAUUGUAAACAGGGAACUAGAAUCAACUGUCCUUUACUCAUCUCUUUCUCUUAUCCUUCUUCUUUUUUGCUUCAAGUUGUUGUUUCAAAUCAAAACUUCCAAACAAAACCUUCCUCCAAGUCCACCUUCUCUUCCUUUUCUCGGCCACCUCCACCUUAUAAAAAGACCCAUCCAUCGCUUUUACCAUGGUCUUUCCCAAAAAUAUGGCCCUAUUAUCUCCCUUCGGUUCGGCUCCCGCCUUGUAGUUGUAGUAUCGUCAUCAACAGCAGCCGAGGAAUGCUUCACCAAAAACGAUAUCGUUCUAGCUAACCGCCCCAAGUUACUCCUAGGCAAGUACCUUGGCUACAAUUGGAGCACGGUCGUUGGCUCACCCUACGGUGAUCAUUGGCGCAACCUUCGUCGGAUUAGUGCCAUCGAAAUCUUCUCAUCUAGUCGCUUGAACGCCUUUCUAAACAUUAGAAAAGAUGAAGUCAAGCGACUGUUGAUGAAACUAUCGAGUGAUGGCAACUGUCGACAAGAAUUCAUCAAGGUGGAGUUAAAAUCUCUGUUUGUCGACUUAACUUUCAAUAAUAUUAUGAGAAUGGUAGCAGGGAAGAGGUACCAUGGUGGGGACAGUGUAACGGACGACGGAGAGGCAAAGGAAUUUAGGGAGCUAAUGGAGGAGUCUUUUGCGAGUGGAGGAGUUGCCCAUCCAGGGGAUUUUUUGCCCAUUUUGAAUUGGAUUGGUGGAAGGAGUUACUUGAAAAAAUUGAUGAAUCUUGGAGAGAGGAUGGAUCGGCUCUGGCAAAAGUUGACUGACGAGGUUCGAGCUAAGAGGCAAGGGAAUACUAUGAUUGAUCAUCUUCUUUCUUUGCAACAAACUGAGCCUGAUUACUAUACUGAUCAACUUAUCAAAGGCCUAAUUCUUGUAAUGUUGCUUGCCGGAACUGAUACAUCAGCAGUCACAUUGGAAUGGGCAAUGUCCAAUUUGCUUAACAACCCAGAUGUAUUGAAGAAAGCUAGAACCGAACUGGAUAGUCAAAUUGGUCAAGAAAAUUUGAUUGAUGAAUCUGAUGUUUCCAAGCUACAAUACCUUCAAAGUAUCAUCUUUGAGACCCUUCGGUUGAACCCUUCAGCUCCUCUCCUACUCCCACACAUGGCGUCGACUGAUUGCAGGAUAUGCGGAUACGAUGUGCCACGUGACACGAUCGUUUUGAUCAAUGCAUGGGCUAUUCAUAGGGACCCGACGUUGUGGGAUGAUCCGACAAGUUUUAAGCCUGAGAGGUAUGGAAAUGGAGAGAGGGAAUCAAACAAGCUGAUGCCUUUUGGAUUAGGGAGAAGGGCAUGUCCUGGAGCUGGCUUGGCUCUACGAGUUGUGGGCUUGACCUUGGGUUCAUUGAUCCAAUGUUUUGAAUGGGAAAGAGUUGGUGAGAAAGAAGUUGACAUGGCUGAAGGUGAUGGAACCACCAUGCCUAAAGUCGUGCCAUUAGAAGCCAUGUGUAAAGCUCGUCCCAUUGUCAACAAGGUUCUCACCGGAACUAUUUAACAUGGUCUUAUGUUUCUAAGCAACUCUCCAGUAAAUACAAUUUGUGCAACGUGUAAUAAUAAGGGUUAUCUCUCGUUA
This is a messenger RNA of Theobroma umbraticum, 1739 nucleotides long. RefSeq names its product cytochrome P450 81Q32-like. Lineage: Eukaryota; Viridiplantae; Streptophyta; Magnoliopsida; Malvales; Malvaceae. Gene Ontology annotation, molecular function: iron ion binding; heme binding; oxidoreductase activity, acting on paired donors, with incorporation or reduction of molecular oxygen. The record is from RefSeq and is a predicted model, not a curated record.